Molecule: messenger RNA, 1647 nt
Organism: Lasiodiplodia theobromae
Lineage: Eukaryota; Fungi; Ascomycota; Dothideomycetes; Botryosphaeriales; Botryosphaeriaceae
Product: Mitochondrial fusion protein
Exons: 3
Coding region: 1-1647 (548 amino acids)
Source: RefSeq, a predicted model, not a curated record
AUGCAUUCUUCCGACGACAACACCUUUUCUCGGCACGGUCACCACGCUCUCGAGCCCCUCAUGGCUACGUCGCGCGACCAGCCGAAUCCGCUGCGCCCUUACUACAUACCGCCGUCCAUCGGCCUGCCCAGCGACCCUGUUCCCAAUGCCGCCCCGCGCGCAUCGCCCUCGGCCAAGCCGUCUGCGUCACCACCGAAGCCGAGCUUCGGCUCCCAGGCCCGCGACAUCCUGAGCGACCUCGACUAUGGCGUCGACAUCAGUUUGGGCGAUGGCAGCCCCACCGUGGCCGAGAUGGCCAAGAAGCUGCUCGAUCAGGCCGUUUGGAAUUACACUUCGGUGCUCUUCGCGCAGCCCUUCGAGGUCGCCAAAACGGUGCUGCAAUUGCACUCGCCGCAGUCGGACCAACAGCGAGGCCUGCUGGACCCUGAGGAUGCACGAAAACGUGCAGCCGCUUCGGCCCGUGCCCGCUACAACGAGUACCUCUCCGACUCGGACUCCGCCGAUGACUCUCCUUCAUACUUCUCCUCUACCGCUCCUCGCUCAAACCUCUCGACCGCCUCGCGCUCCGACUCGCGGUCCCCGCACCCCCGUCCUUCGUCUCGUGCAGCUCCGCCGAGACAACCACUAUCACAUCCCUACAAGCUUGAUCUAAAGCGCUCCGAUUCGCUACUCGAGGUUCUCUCCCAGCUAUGGACCAAAGAAGGCGCUUGGGGUGUGUGGAAGGGCACAAACUCGACCUUUGUUUACAAUUUCCUACUCAAGACCCUUGAGACUUGGGUGCGGAGUUUGCUGUCCGCUCUUCUCAAUGUGCCCGACCCGGGUCUCUUGGGCGGCUAUGGAGUUGGCGGAGGCGGCCUGGACGUCGUGGAUAGCCCGAACCCCAUCACCAGCUUGGCUGUUGCUGUUGCCGCAGCGGGCAUCACAGGCCUCGUGCUGGCCCCACUUGACAUGGUCCGCACGCGGCUUCUUGUGACGCCAUCCACCGCCGGACCCCGCCAUGUCUUCCCAAAUCUCCGCGCUCUGCCUACGCUUAGCGUCCCCGCACCUCUUCUUCCCAUCACGCUUCUGCACUCUACGAUUCCAACCUUUAUCUCCGCCUCAACCCCGCUCUUCCUCCGCUCCUCUCUGCACAUCGAUCCUGUCCUAACACCCGCAACCUACUCCGUCUGUACCUUCCUUUCCUCCGCCACCGAGCUUUUCGUCAAGCUGCCCCUCGAGACGGUUCUCCGCCGCGGCCAAGCAGCCGUCCUCACCGAGCACGCCGCGCGCCAGGCCAACUUCUCCGCCCACAGCUCUUUCCGCUCGCAAUCCUCCAGCAGGCAGUCUCGCUCGCGCAGCCCGAUGAAGCAUACCCAGGGCCCGCCCGAGCCCGAACCCCUUCCUACCGUCGUCGACGUCGGACCGUACCGCGGCGUGCUGGGCACCAUGUGGUACAUUGUGCGCGACGAGGGCAGCACCGGGCCGGGCCCCGGAGCACCGCCCGUUGCGCGCACCACCGCCGCUGGCGUCGUCAGGUACCAGCAGCAGAAGCAGAGCAAGGGCCAGGGCGCGGCUGGGCUUGUGCGUGGCUGGAGGGUCGGAUUUUGGGGUCUUGUUGGCGUGUGGGGUGCGGCUAUGCUUGGAGGAAGUGGUGGUGGUGAGUUCUAA